CAUGUCUUAUGAACAAAGGAAUAACCCUUAAAAGCAAUAGCCUGUUGCAUGUUCAUAUAUCUCAUACAUGAUGCAUAAAUUCUGUGCAAAUUAAGAACUUUUCUGUUUUUUGUCAGCUUCUUCCCCUUAAUCCUGGUGGUUCCAUAAAGAUGGAGAGAAGGUGGAAGAAUGUUUGUCUUUUCCGAUAAAGAGGCCGUAACUCUUUAUGUGUCCUUUCGCUGUUUGUGUGAAGAGUUUCUUGAUUAUCUCAUCUCUUUCUUGAGCUAGUUAAAAAGUAUUUUACACAGCAUAGUUUCUAUUUUAACAUUGUGUUACAACCUAGAAAUAUAUUUAACACACUACUUAGGAAAAUUAACACAGCACAACUUUCUAACAUUACACAUACAAUAUUCAUUUUAAUAUUUGCGAAAAGCCAAUGCAUUUUUCACACCAGGGAUCCACCCCCCCGGGAGGGCUGCUCGAGCGGGUUCGUGCGGUGAGAAGCCGGUCGGGCCGCGGGGGUGUGCGGCACAGGGCGGAGGAGCGGCCGAGCCGCAGCGGGGUUCGCUCCCCGAUCCGCCCGCGGGGCACGCUGGGCCGGGCGCGGCGGCGGCAGCGGCCGGGCGGGGGUGCUGCGAGGCUGCGGGGCCGCCGGCGCCAUGCCCGCCGCCGUGGUGGAGUACAAGGGAUGGAAAGAAGGCUACGGCUGCGGCUACUGCGGCGCGGCGCGGGGCAAGGUGUCCGCGGGUAUGUGGGCACAUUCGAUGACAGUUCAAGAUUACCAGGACCUCAUAGACAGAGGAUGGCGAAGAAGUGGAAAAUACGUCUACAAACCUAUCAUGAAUCAAACAUGUUGUCCUCAAUACACAAUAAGGUGCCGGGCUUUGCAUUUUCAGGCCUCCAAGUCCCACAAGAAGGUUCUGAAGAAAAUGUUGAAAUUCAUUUCCAAAGGAGAUGUUCCGAAAGUAGCGAGUGAAGAAGAGCCGAUGGAUUCCCAUAUAGAGGAUGUGGCCACGUGUGAUUUUCCAUGCAAAAGUGAGUCUCAGGUCAGUCAGUCUGACCUGACUCCCUUGGCUGUGGAUCAAGCUGAGAGGGUGGAGAAUGAAGAUAAGGACUCAGGAGAAACAAAAGAAGAGGAGAAUGUGCAGAAGGUGGAAUUGGAUUCUGUUCAGAUCUCUGCAGACAAAGACACCCCAGUCCCUGCAGAGCCAUCACAUUCAGCUAAAGCUGCUCAUGCACCACCCAAGCCAGGGAAAGGGGCUGAUCUGAGCAAGCCUCUGUGUCGGAAAGCAAAGGACAUCAGGAAAGAGAGAAAGCUACAGAAGCUCCUGCAGAACCAGAUGGGCACAGUAGAAGGCUCUCAACAAGGAGAUCAAGCUUUCCUCUUGCAAAACUCUAAAUCUAAAACAAACCAGCCUAAAAACAUCGAAGACUUUGUCUUUGUCCCUCUGCCUGAUGAUGCACGACACAAAUUAGAGGUGAGGGUGGUGAGAUCAUCUCCACCAAGUUCACAGUUCAAAGCCACAUUUCAGGAGUCUUACCAGGUCUAUAAACGUUACCAGAUGGUUAUUCACAAGGACCCACCUGAUAAACCAACCAUAAAUCAGUUCACACGAUUCCUCUGUGAUUCCCCUCUGGAGGCAGAGCAUACCCCAGAUGGACCAGAAUGUGGCUAUGGCUCCUUCCACCAGCAGUACUGGCUGGAUGGGAAGAUAAUUGCUGUUGGUGUCAUUGAUAUCCUGCCCUACUGUGUGUCCUCAGUCUAUCUCUACUACGACCCAGACUUUUCUUUCUUAUCUUUGGGAGUCUACUCUGCAUUACGGGAAAUUGCUUUUACCAGACAGCUUUGUGUAAAAGCUCCUGAUCUCUGUUUUUAUUAUAUGGGUUUCUACAUCCAUUCAUGCCCCAAAAUGAGAUACAAGGGUCAGUACAGGCCCUCUGACCUGCUGUGCCCAGAGACCUACGUGUGGACACCCAUUGAGCAGUGCCUGCCCCUGCUUGAGCACUCCAAGUACUCCCGCUUCAACCAGGAUGGAAAAGCAGUCGAUGAAGGUCGCCUGAAGGAGCUGGGCAGGGUGAGGGUGCUGCACAAGAGAACCGUGAUGCCUUACAGCGUGUACAAGAAGAGGAGGAAGGGGCCCAGUGACGAGGCCAGCGUCCAGCAAUAUGCAAGCCUGGUGGGACAGACCUGUUCAGAGAGAAUGCUGCUGUUCAGGAGCUGAAACCCCACGAGAUGGCAUUUCACUGGCUCUACAUUUCAUUGCACUGCCACUGGGUGAUCUGUACCAUAGUCGUGUGCUGGUGUGCCCACUCAGACAGGCUGGAACAGAUGUAUAGCCAGGCUUGUGUCAAUACAUGGUACUGUGUGCAAAGGCCAACUCCAAUAAAUCUUACAGUACAGCAAGGCUUUAGCAAUAUAAGUUUAGAAAAACACGCUUGCAGUAUAUUUUAAUUAAGUAGUUCUAGCCUUUCUAUGCAUUAUGAAUAAUUCUAAGUAUCUAAGCAAAAUGAAAAACAGGUGUCUUUUUUUUUUCUUUUUGUAAAGAUGAAGGUUGGCUAAAUCUAGAUUAACAAUCAUUUAAGUUACAGAUGUUUUCAAAUAGCACCUUGGAUAUCUGUUGUUAAAAAUUGCUGUGAAAUUUGUGCUCUCAUUUGUAUGCUCCUAAAAUCUUGCAAGAGGACUGAAACGUGCUAUUACUUUCCAGCAUGAUACAAUUUUAUUUUAGCAGUAUGUUAAACCCAGGAAGGAAUUAUUUUCAGUGCACAUUCUUCAUUUGUUUAAAGCAGUAAGUCAGUGUCAGAGGUCCCAGUGAGUGUAGGAGUUCGUGGUAGGUUCUCAGUGGCAGGGGAUGCAGUGCUUUGGAAAACUUUCCCCUUCAGAGAAGAAGCAGAACAGUUGCACUAUAAAUAUACCAAAGAUAAGCAGCCAAGUGGCACAGUGGUUUUUGGUAUAAGCCUUAUCCUUUGUCUAACAAGAGUGGGUAUUUCAAUGCACAUGGCUAAUGUGAAAUAGAGCUCGGGAGGUUCAUCCUGCAGCUCUCAGUGCACAUUUCAGAACUAUGCUAACAAAAAAAAAAAAGACAUAAGGUACCACUGCUGGGUUUUGUUGCAGGUGCUUUUUUUUUCUGUAGAAUUGUACAGGAAGACUUAAAUACCAUAUUCCAGCUUUUUUACUGACUGUUUUGUUUCUGGUGCAGCAGCUCAUGGGUUAACAUCUUUAAUAACAUUUUAGUAAAUACUUGUGUUGGAAACACAGGAAGUUGUAAUCCUUUAUGAAAGCACUUUAUUAUCUCAUAUAUGAACGUUGUCUCUGUCCCCAUUAAGUCAUAUAAGUUGGAGGAAUUUGGGGAAAUAACAGUGUUGUAUAAUUCAGUAAUGUAUUACAACAUUGUAACAUUACCAAUGCAUUUGUGCUUCUUAUCUUCUUGGAUAACAGGGGCUGGUAUUUACCUUGAAUCAACUUGGAGUUUUCCUGUUAGCCUUUGAUCAAAGAUUCUUAUUCAAGGAUAUGUGGGUGGUUUUCCCCCAGAAAGGAAACAAAUUCAGUUUUACCCUCUGAGGGUUACAUCUCCUGUCAUUCACGGAUUUAUUGAUUUAAUUUUAAACACUUGGCCACUAUUAUUAAUCAUUAAUUUUUAUGUGGAGCAGAUGUAAGAACUUGGGGAAUCAAGUGCAAUGCAGGUUUAACUUUGUUUUUCAUAUCUGUUUGAUAUGAAAUUAGUGUAUAUUGCAAUAUUAUUGAUAGUACAGCUUCAAUAGGAACUUUAAAAAGUCAUUUUAUGUUUUAUUAAUUGGGCUGUACAGUAUUGAUCUGCUCCCAGUCUGCAGCAGAAAUGGUCAUUCACGUCAGCAUCAUAUCUGGUGUGUGUUUAUCUGUGGCCUGGUACUGAGAGGUCUCUUUGCACUGUACCUUCUAGUUUGUCCAUGCCUUACCCCAGCCUCCUGCCAUGGGGAGAACCACAAAAUAAUCCUCAUGAAGAUUAUUAUGAAGAAUUCCUUUCUGUGGAGAAAAUACUUUUACCACUCUGUCAGAUCGUGUAGCAUUUUCUGCCUACACAAUGUGCUGAAAAGUGGUGAUGCCCAUAUGGCUCGCAACCAAAAUAAAUGAGAAAACCUUUUUGUGUGAUAUCAAAUCAGUUAACAGGCACUGAGGAAUUUCUCUAUGAAUUGCAAAAUUUUAAAGGUUAUCAAAGCCAUUUAAUGAUGGCCUCACUGAGCUCCUGGAGAAGUUAAAGUUUCUGUUCAGUUUCAAGGGAGCAGACUUAAUGUCCCCACUGAGAGUUCCUGCAGAGCUCCAUCUCUUUGUGCCCGUAUUUGUUACUGAUAUGCCUUGGAUUAGACUCUUAUCUGAUGCUCUGUUUCUCUUGGGGAGCUUUUAAGGACUGCAGUUAAAGGAAAGUGAGAGAAGUAUAAACCUAAAAAGCGAGCACAGCUUGAGGUUGUCCUUAGUGUGAGCACUGGAGGUAAAUGACCAUUUCCUGUGAGUCUGAAUUGGUGCUUUCCCUUUCUGACCUCCCCUGGGACUGCAGCACAGGGCAGACUGGGCUCCUGGCUCCUGCUCAACUCAAAUAUGGGUUUAUAUUAAAAAGCAAAACCAGGCGACACUGAGAUUAGCUCCAAAACUGAGUUCAUCUCCUGUGGUUUGCUGAGAUCUGACUCACUUUAGUAUUAUUUAGAAGGAAAAUGGUGCAGUAUUUUUGAGGAUUGAUACCUCUAUCCCUGUUUUUGGAAGGGAGACAGAGGCUGAGGAUGAAGUUCUGUAAAUUUUGCCUGUGACUUCAGUGGAGCUGAAAAUUCACCACUAUUACAAUAUUAUUUAAUAUAUUGUAAUUGACAAUUACUGAAUUUAGAGAUAUUUAACUUAGCACAAACUAUUUUAUAAAAGUUUUUUUUUUGUGUGUAGCUGGUUUGUGAGAGUCCAUCUCCAAUGUAAGGUUGCCUUGUUCUGUCAUCUGUUGAUAAAUGAGCAUAAAAUGGUGGCAAGAAAAUGCAGAGUUGUGACCAGUGCUAAAAAAUGCCAUUUUUUGUUUUAGUUGGAAAGAAAUGGGAAGCUUACACAUGUCCAGCAUCAACACGUGUCAGUAAAUUCAAGAACCUGCAUGUUGAGUUUGUAAUUGCUUUUUAGCAGGCCUGUUUGACUUGCAAGUGUAGAAAAUAAAGUUGUUUCCAGUCUCUGUGAA
This is a messenger RNA of Vidua chalybeata, 5159 nucleotides long. It is a transcript of the gene ATE1, whose product is annotated as arginyltransferase 1. The transcript is spliced from 12 exons. Lineage: Eukaryota; Metazoa; Chordata; Aves; Passeriformes; Viduidae. The coding region runs from base 639 to 2201 and encodes 520 amino acids. Gene Ontology annotation, cellular component: cytoplasm. The record is from RefSeq and is a predicted model, not a curated record. Gene Ontology annotation, biological process: protein arginylation. Gene Ontology annotation, molecular function: arginyl-tRNA--protein transferase activity.